This is a messenger RNA of Impatiens glandulifera, 1516 nucleotides long. Its product is annotated as glutamate receptor 2.8-like. The record is from RefSeq and is a predicted model, not a curated record. Bases 1 to 1497 code for a protein of 498 amino acids. Gene Ontology annotation, cellular component: plasma membrane. Gene Ontology annotation, molecular function: ligand-gated monoatomic ion channel activity; signaling receptor activity. Lineage: Eukaryota; Viridiplantae; Streptophyta; Magnoliopsida; Ericales; Balsaminaceae. The transcript is spliced from 4 exons.
AUGGGUACUGUAAAGACCCAGAUCAUGGUGAACAUUAUCCUUGUUCUAGUCACUCUUCUUUUGUGUGCUGUUACCCCAUUAAUGGCCAAAUCUAACAUAGUAUGGGAAAUGCCUACUAAGGAUAGACCUCUUAUUGUUGGAGUACCGGGUGAAGGGUCUUUUGAUAACUUUGUCAAGAUAACGCAUGAUAACAUUUCGUCAGAGACGUUUUUUAAUGGUUUCUGUAUUGAAGUCUUCCGGGAGGUGUUAAAGACACUUUAUCACAGGAAAUCGUAUCAUCUUCCUGUGGAAUUCAGGAAAUUUGAUGGCUCUUAUAAUGAUCUAGUUGAUCAUCUUGCUAAUGGGGUAAACUUAUUAGCAAUAUUUAUUUGUUUGUUUGUUUGGUUGCAGACAUUCGACGCGAUUGUGGGUGAUUUGACUAUAAAUGCUGAACGAUGGGAUAAGGUGGAAUUCACUGAGCCAUUUACUGAAUCGGGCUUAGUAACUGUAGUUCCAGUAAGGUCUGCAGAUAAAGGUUGGAUCUUUUUCAAGCCAUUCAAAUUGGACAUGUGGUUAGCCACCGGAGGCUUACUGUUGUACACUAUGUUCAUGGUUUGGUUCAUGGAACAUCGAUCAAACCCCGACUUUUCUGGUUCAUGGAAAGACCAGGUGGCUCAUUCACUCUGGUUUGCCUUCACGUCUCUCUUCUUGGCUCACAGGGAGAAGAUAACAAGCAAUUAUACAAGAGUAGUGGUCGUGGUAUGGCUGUUUGUUGCAUUAGUCUUGACUCAGAGCUUCACUGCCAGUCUCACUUCAAUGCUCACUAUCCCACGGCUGAGCUCGAUAGACAUAAACUCACUUGGAAGGAGUAACAAGAGAGUUGGAUGCGAUGAAAAUGAGUUUAUGAACAACUUCUUGAAAGAAACUCUUGGCUACAAAGCUGAGAAUGUUGUGAGCUUGUCCACUGAGGCUGAGUACAUUGAUGCUUUCGAGAAUGGCAGAAUUUCAGCAGCAAUUCUCGAAAUACCAUACGCUAAAGUUUUCGUCAAUAAAAACUGCAACAAAUAUACAAUCACCGGAUCUACCUACAGAUUUGGAGGAUUUGGAUUUGCUUUCCAGAAGGGUUCUCAGUUAGCUAGGAAUGUAUCAAAAGCAAUUCUAGUAAUAUCUGAAAAAGGGACAUUGAAAAGGCUAGAAGAGGAAUUCUUAACAGUACCCUCGUCUCAAUGUUCCUUAGACUUGACAAAUGCGAAAGAUGUAGACGGGUUGAGCCUACAAAACUUCUGGGGUUUGUUCGUGUUCAGCCUUGCCAUUUCGACCACAAGCUUUCUACUGUUCGUUGCUUGCUUGUUGAAGAAUUACUGGAGCCAAAUAUCAUUGGAAAGGAACCUGAACCGGAGUGUUUGGGGCAGGACAAUUAAGCUUGCCCGAUACUUGAGCAAUGCUGAAGUCAGUCCUAGAGCUCCAGAUCCUGGUCAAGAACUCGGGUUGCAGCGAAUGCCCAUUCAUGUUGUAUGAAUGAGUGCCCAUUAAUCUC